UUCUGGACUGGCAGGUCUUUGAAAACCAUUAUGUCAUGGUGAUGGAGCGGCCUAGUCCAAGCAUGGACCUGGAGGCAUUCCUUGAAGUCAGCGGAGGAGUCCUCAGUGAGAAAACAGCACAUACCAUCAUGAGGCAAGCUGUUUAUGCGGCCAACGUGUGCUGUUACCGCGGGGUGUUCCACCGGGACAUUAAGCUUCAAAACCUGCUGGUGAACCCCGACACACUGGAAGUCAAGCUGAUCGACUUCGGGUGUGGAGACUUCAUGAUGGAAUCAGCCUACAGUAUCUUCUCUGGCACAGAAGCGUACAUCCCGCCAGAGUUUUAUGAAAAAGGAUGCUACUGGGCCAAACCAGCGACGGUCUAUUCUCUUGGGGUUCUUCUGUUCACAAUGCUCCAUGGAGAAUUCCCAUCAGCGUAUGACCUGUACUACCUUCAACAUGACUGGUCCAAAUUUACCCUCUCUCAAGAAUGCUGUGAUAUGAUGAGGGCUUGUCUGCAUGAGAAUCCAGAGUGCAGAAUUCCUCUAGAAGAGAUGCCUUACCACGACUGGUCCAUGCUGGAGUUCUGAGUCACAUUAGCAGAAUGUUUUGUAUAUUUGAUUUUUGUACAUGUCUGUAAUAAAGAUAUAUUUUAUUGAACUCA
Messenger RNA from Danio rerio (zebrafish), 643 nucleotides. NCBI's taxonomy places the organism in Eukaryota, Metazoa, Chordata, Actinopteri, Cypriniformes, Danionidae. The record is from RefSeq and is a predicted model, not a curated record.